Camelus dromedarius (Arabian camel) is the source of this 1216-nucleotide messenger RNA. It is a transcript of the gene EEF2KMT, whose product is annotated as eukaryotic elongation factor 2 lysine methyltransferase. The record is from RefSeq and is a predicted model, not a curated record. NCBI's taxonomy places the organism in Eukaryota, Metazoa, Chordata, Mammalia, Artiodactyla, Camelidae. The transcript has 8 exons. Bases 114 to 1052 code for a protein of 312 amino acids.
AGCCUAGAAGAGAAAUUAAGGGACUCAUCAGGUUCUGAGCUGCUGCUGAAUAUUUUGCAGAAGACAUGGAUGGGCCCCUGCCUUUUGCAAGUGGGGUUUAGACUCCAAGGCACAUGUGGGUGCUGGGUAGAGGCAGGACCAUCACUCUGCCUGGCCUGUCCCACCCUGUCCCUGGCCAUGUGCAUCAGACCGUGAAGCAUCCUCUGUGCGUGAAGCAUCCACCAUCAGUGAAAUAUGCCCGGGGCUUUCUCUCAGAGCUCAUCAGAAAGCAUGAGGCUGUUCACACAGAACCUUUGGACGAGCUGUACGAAGCACUGGCGGAGGUCCUGACAGCCGAGGAGCCCACCCAGUGCCACCGGAGCUAUCUACUGCCUUCCGGAGACUCGGUCACGCUCUCUGAGAGCACAGCCAUCGUUUCCCACGGCACCACGGGCCUGGUCACGUGGAACGCUGCUCUGUACCUUGCGGAAUGGGCCCUAGAGAACCCAGCGGCCUUCACUCACAGGACCGUCUUAGAGCUCGGCAGUGGAGCUGGCCUCACGGGCCUGGCCAUUUGCAAGACGUGCCGUCCCAGAGCAUACAUCUUCAGUGACUGUCACAGCCGGGUCCUCGAGCAGCUCCAAGGGAAUGUCCUUCUCAAUGGCCUCUCAUUGGAGCCAAGUGUCACCGCCCCCGCCCAGCACCCAGCAUUCAAGACCCCUGACACAGAGAAUCCCAGGGUGAUGGUGGCCCGGCUGGACUGGGACGUCGUGACGGCCCCUCAGCUUGCUGCCUUCUGGCCAGACAUUGUCAUCGCAGCAGACGUGCUGUAUUGCCCAGAAACUAUCCUCUCCCUGGUUGGGGUCCUGCAGAAGCUCUCUGCCUGCCAGAAGGACCAGCAGGCUCCUGACGCCUACGUUGCCUUCACCAUCCGCAACCCAGAGACGUGCCAGCUGUUCACCACAGAACUGGGCCGGGCUGGGAUCCUGUGGGAAGAACUACCUCGUCACGACCAGAAACUGUUUCCCUACGAAGAGCACUCGGAGAUGGCAAUUCUGAAACUAACGCUGUAGGUUUACAAACGGUUCUGAAGAGUAACAUGAAAAUUAAAUCACUAUCCUGGAGAGAAUGUUUAUGUGGGAAAGCUAAAGCUUUCACUGGACUUGAAUGUUUAAAGAAUGUUAAAUUCUGAAUCAGGAACCACAAACUUUUAUAAUAAAAUAUAAACUGUUCCAAA